GCAAAAUAAAAAGAAAUGGAAAGACCAAAUUCUGCUUUUUUCUUCUUCCUUUUCUUCGACUCUUCUUUUGUUUCAUGGCCGUUAGGCCAUUUCAAUUCUUCAUCUCUCACCAGCAACUAGCAUUUCUUUGUGGUUCUUCUAAUCAUCUACUCCACCCCAAUCUCAUAUCUAUCGUAAAAACAAGAUCAAAAGAAUUACCGUCCUUAGGGUUUCGAAGGAUUUUUUGUGGUGUGCCACUCGAUCAUACAGGCCCGCAAAACCAAGCGAAUCUUCGCCACCCUUCAUCACUACAAGAAAAUCUGGCUCAGCGAAUUGGUAAAGCCACUAGAGCUCCUGGAGCUGCAUCCAAUGCUAGGGUUCAUGCUGAUGCGAAUGUCAUUCGUCCUAAAGAUUAUUGGGAUUACGAAUCUCUUACUGUUCAAUGGGGAGAACAAGAUGAAUAUGAGGUUGUUAGGAAGGUAGGGAGGGGGAAAUAUAGUGAGGUUUUUGAAGGUGUGCAUUCUACAGACAAUGAGCGUUGCAUUAUUAAGAUUCUUAAGCCCGUUAAGAAGAAGAAGAUAAAGAGGGAGAUAAAAAUACUCCAAAACCUUUGUGGUGGACCAAACAUUGUGAAGUUGCUAGAUAUCGUUAGAGAUCAGCAGUCGAAGACUCCUAGUCUUGUGUUUGAAUAUGUGAAUAACACUGAUUUCAAAGUUCUUUAUCCAAAAUUGACGGACUUUGAUACCAGAUAUUAUAUCCAUGAAUUGUUGAAGGCAUUAGAAUUUUGUCAUUCACAAGGUAUAAUGCACCGAGAUGUGAAGCCUCACAAUGUGAUGAUUGACCAUGAGCAGCGAAAGCUUCGACUUAUAGACUGGGGUCUCGCGGAGUUCUAUCAUCCAGGAAAAGAAUAUAAUGUUCGUGUUGCUUCUAGAUAUUUUAAAGGCCCAGAACUUCUUGUGGAUUUGCAAGAUUAUGAUUACUCUUUAGACUUGUGGAGCCUUGGUUGUAUGUUUGCUGGGAUGAUAUUUCGUAAGGAGCCAUUUUUCUAUGGGCAUGAUAAUUAUGACCAACUUGUCAAGAUUGCCAAGGUGCUUGGUACAGAUGACUUAAAUGCAUAUCUAAGCAAAUACCGCCUGCAGUUGGACCCACACCUGGAAGCUAUGGUUGGGAGGCAUAGCAGGAAGCCGUGGACGAAGUUUGUGAAUGCUGAUAACCAGCAUUUAGCAGUUCCAGAGGCUAUAGAUUUUCUGGACAAGUUGCUGCGUUACGAUCACCAGGAAAGACCCACCGCUAAAGAAGCAAUGGCCCAUCCUUAUUUCCAUCCCGUGAGAAGUUCCGGAGGCAGUAGAACGUCUUCGUAAUAGCUUCACAUUCCACACCAUGCUUAUCUAAUUCUUUCUUGGUAUUCCUAUUUAACUGUUGGGUUCUCUUUUUCGACCAAGAAUCCGUCAAAUUUAUGUGUUUAUUUUUUUUAAUAAUAUUUUUUUUGCUUUUCUCUUUCCUUCUUUGUGAUCUCAUAAAGCCAUUGAUUACACUGUUUGAUGGUUGGGUUCCAUAAAUGUUCAUUUUUAGGCCGAGUUAGUUUCAAAACUGUAUACACCAGGAAGUUUGUAAUGGUAUUUGAUGCAAAGCGUCAGUUUUUUUUUUUUUUUGGAAAGUUAAUUAAAAGCAAAUUAC
Papaver somniferum (opium poppy) is the source of this 1656-nucleotide messenger RNA. RefSeq names its product casein kinase II subunit alpha-like. Gene Ontology annotation, cellular component: protein kinase CK2 complex; cytosol; nucleus. The record is from RefSeq and is a predicted model, not a curated record. The transcript has 10 exons. Bases 75 to 1340 code for a protein of 421 amino acids. Gene Ontology annotation, biological process: protein phosphorylation. Gene Ontology annotation, molecular function: ATP binding; protein serine/threonine kinase activity. NCBI's taxonomy places the organism in Eukaryota, Viridiplantae, Streptophyta, Magnoliopsida, Ranunculales, Papaveraceae.